AACUGCUAAACCUUUCUCGUCCUCCUUGCUUUCUUUCACGGCACCGCAUUUUGUUUCUACACUACAGAAAAGAUUGCAAUGGCUUUAAAGCUUCUGCGCCGGUCACCGUUCCGAUUCGGUUCGAGAAGCCUCUUCAAUGUCAGGCUCUUCUCCGAUUCACCUACGCAGCAACACACUUCUCCAAUUCAAAAUAUCCAAUCUCAUCAACACACCAAUAGCUCCAAAUCUCAGAACAAGGCUUCCUCUCCGUCUUCUCUUAAGGAUUCUGAACUUUCCAAGUUCGCCGCUAUUGCCGAUACUUGGUGGGAUUCUGAAGGUCCAUUUAAGCCAUUGCAUAACAUGAAUCCUACCAGACUAGCUUUCAUCCGCUCCGCUCUUUGUCGACACUUCAGGAAGGAUCCUCUUUCUGCCAGGCCUUUUGAAGGACUAAAAUUGAUUGAUGUCGGUUGUGGUGGAGGAAUCCUUUCAGAGCCUUUGGCUCGAAUGGGAGCUACGGUCACUGGAAUUGAUGCAGUGGAGAAAAAUAUCAAGAUUGCCCGCCUUCAUGCUGAUUUGGAUCAAGCAACUUCAACUAUCGAAUACUGUUGUACAACAGCUGAAAAGCUGGUUGAGGAGCAAAGAAAGUUUGAUGCUGUUAUUUCUUUAGAGGUGAUUGAGCACGUAGCAGAUCCCACUGGAUUCUGCAAGUCACUGGCAGCAUUAACUGUUCCUGGGGGGGCUACUGUCAUUUCAACAGUUAACCGUUCUAUGAGAUCUUAUGCAACUACCAUUGUUGCAGCAGAAUACAUCCUCCAUUGGGUAUGAUUCUAUCAUUAUAUUCGCAUCUUAUCUGCUAUUUUAGGCAUCCACUGCAUUGCUGUAAACUCUUUCCUACCCAAUGGAAUUGCAAUUGGAUUGACUUUUCAAAUGAUAUGUUUUCAUGCUUCAAUCUGGUUCUCUGAGAAUGAAGCUACCAAGAUUUAUUUUGAAAUUUGGUUGUCUAUGACAUAUUUAGCAUAUAUCAUGUGGUUAAAGUCGAUCGGUUCGGUGCCGAGUAGAUACUUGGGGAAGAAAAAAUGUUUGAGAUCUAUUUUCAUUCCUUGUUUUACAACAUUGUUUUUCUCUUUCUAGAUAUGGUGGAUAUAGAUCUAAAUGCACUCCCUGUGAAGAUUUUGUAAAACAAUUCUUUUUGGAGAAAUAUAUUUACUGGCGUCCAACAUUCCUCUCCUUAAAUGGAAUCUCAGACCAUGUUACUGAGUUGGUUGGAAAUGUUCUUAGCUAUUAAAAGCACAAUUUGUACAAUUUUUUCAAACAUUGACUGCCCUUAGGAGGAUAAGUGGUACAGUAUCUGUUACUAACUGCAGACCCUUUUUUUAUACAGCUUCCAAAAGGUACGCAUCAAUGGUCAAGCUUCCUCACACCAGAAGAACUCGUUCUGAUUCUACAGCGAGCUUCAAUCAAUGUUCAAGAGAUGGCUGGAUUUGUGUAUAAUCCCUUGACAGGAAAAUGGUAUUUGUCAGAUGAUGUUAGUGUCAACUACAUCGCUUUUGGUACAAAAAAUGACCAAUGAAGGGUUAUGAAGCGUAUGUUCUUUCCCUCAGAUUAAAAUUGUAGAAAAAAAAAAAACCGACUUUAAGUCAUCUUUUUUCCAUUUUUCCAUUUUUUUUUUCAAAAAUUUGCAAGUCUAUUCAGAAAAAGUUGCAAGUUAUUAUUGAACCCUUGUGCUGUUUUUAUGAUUUA
This is a messenger RNA of Rubroshorea leprosula, 1719 nucleotides long. NCBI's taxonomy places the organism in Eukaryota, Viridiplantae, Streptophyta, Magnoliopsida, Malvales, Dipterocarpaceae. The record is from the annotation of a GenBank genome assembly.